CAGUUAUCAACGUUGAUUCUACGUGAAAAAAGUCCCUUCAUAAUGUCAAUUAAAACAAUUUUUUCCACCAAAUGAAGCAACUUGAGAAUGACAUGUACCCCACGUACAAUAAUUACACACACACAUGGGUGAUGAUCCGAGACAAUUCAUCAAAAAAGAGUAGUUUGUGGCUAAAACCAUGUAACACACGCACAUAACAGCAACAAAAGAAACUAACAUUUUUCUAAUUAUAGCUACUCUCUCUAUGUUAUAUAAAUGAAAUUAAGUAUCUUACUCAUGAAGAAAACCAUUAGCGUGAAAAACAUACAUUAAAGUUUGUGCUAACCUUAAUUGUCUACUCUUGACUCGCACUAAUCAAAACUUUGCAUGUGUUCAUUGAAGUAAAAUUUUAAGGUGAUCGAAAAAAAAAAAGAUAUGGGUGCAGGUGACGAAGGAGGACAACCUCAAGAGAAUAGUAAUGUUGACCCCAAACAAAAGGCUAUUGAUGAUUGGCUUCCCGUGACUGCGUCAAGAGAGGCCAAAUGGUGGUAUUCUGCUUUCCACAAUCUAACCGCCAUGGUUGGCGCUGGUGUUCUCACCCUUCCAUAUGCCCUAUCCAAUAUGGGCUGGGGACCAGGAAUGACCAUUCUUGUUCUAUCAUGGGUGAUUACAUUGUAUACGCUAUGGCAAAUGGUUGAGAUGCAUGAAAUGAUUCCUGGAAAGAGAUUUGAUAGGUAUCAUGAAUUGGGACAAGAAGCCUUUGGAGAGAAAUUGGGCCUUUGGAUUGUGGUUCCACAGCAAAUUCUUGUUGAAGCUGGCACAUGUAUUGUGUACAUGGUCACUGGUGGUAAAUCACUGAAGAAAGCUCAUGACACUAUUUGUCCUGAUUGCAAAGAUAUCAGAACCUCAUAUUGGAUUAUUAUUUUUGCAUCAAUCAACUUUGUUCUUGCACAAUGCCCCAACUUCAACUCCCUUUCUAUUAUAUCUCUGAGCGCAGCCGCUAUGUCUUUGACAUACUCAACAAUAGCAUGGGCUGCUUCACUUAAAAAAGGGGUUGCCCCAAAUGUUGAUUAUGGACCAAGAUCAAAUUCAACUGCCGAUACUGUAUUCCACUUCCUUUCUGCUUUGGGAGAUGUAGCAUUUGCUUAUGCAGGUCACAAUGUGGUUUUAGAAAUUCAAGCAACUAUGCCCUCAACCCAUGAAGUACCUUCCAAGAAACCCAUGUGGAAAGGAGUUAUUCUCGCAUACAUAGGAGUUGCAUACUGCUACUUCCCAGUUGCAAUCAUUGGAUAUUAUAUGUUUGGUAACUCUGUUGACGAUAACAUCCUCAUCACACUAGAAAAACCUGCUUGGCUCAUUGCUGCUGCUAACUUGUUCGUUGUUGUCCAUGUUAUUGGAGGCUAUCAGGUAUUUGCAAUGCCGGUGUUUGACAUGAUUGAAACUCUCAUGGUUAAGAAAUUGCAUUUUCCACCUUCUUUUGCACUCCGAUUUUCAGUUCGCACUAUAUAUGUUGCAUUGACCAUGUUCAUUGGCAUAUGCAUCCCUUUCUUCGGUUCACUUCUUGGAUUUCUAGGAGGAUUUGCAUUUGCCCCAACAACUUACUUUUUGCCUUGUAUCAUCUGGCUUAAACUCAAGAAACCCAAGAAAUAUGGCUUGUCUUGGACAAUCAAUGUGAUAUGCAUUAUUAUUGGAGUCUUAUUAAUGACACUAUCCCCAAUUGGUGCUUUGAGGAAUAUCAUUGUACAAGCCAAGCACUACGAGUUCUUCUCAUAAACUAGAAGAACAAAACAUCAAUUUUUCUGGCUUAUUUAAAUUUGAUGGAGAAAACUAAGUACAACUAGAUAUGCAUUCACAACAUAUGGUUGUAUAGUUCAAAGUUAUCGCACAUAUAGAGUGUUACAGUGAUGCGAUAGCAAUUCACACGGUUUUAAAAUAAUUUCAUGCCCCACGAGUUUUAUGCGUUGUGGGUGUGAUGGUUGACAUUGUUCUGAUAUUUAUACUUGAAUAAGA
This is a messenger RNA of Lathyrus oleraceus (garden pea), 1989 nucleotides long. Its product is annotated as lysine histidine transporter 2. The coding region runs from base 415 to 1752 and encodes 445 amino acids. The record is from RefSeq and is a predicted model, not a curated record. Lineage: Eukaryota; Viridiplantae; Streptophyta; Magnoliopsida; Fabales; Fabaceae. The transcript is spliced from 7 exons.